CCCUCCCGAAACGUCCGUCCCAGCACAACGUCUCAGCGAUCCUCACGAUGCUCCCAGAAUUGUGAGGGAACACCAAGUACAUUUCAACUGUUUGUGGCUGCAGUGGAUGGGACAAUGAAGGGGAUCGGACAAGGCCCUGAUGGCAGUGAGCUUAGAAAUACCUAAAAUGAUCAUACUUUGUGUAAGCAAGUGGGAGGAAGGAAAGGAGGACUAAAAAUCUUUCAU
Messenger RNA from Geodia barretti, 225 nucleotides. NCBI's taxonomy places the organism in Eukaryota, Metazoa, Porifera, Demospongiae, Tetractinellida, Geodiidae. The record is from the annotation of a GenBank genome assembly.